Ostertagia ostertagi is the source of this 1026-nucleotide messenger RNA. NCBI's taxonomy places the organism in Eukaryota, Metazoa, Nematoda, Chromadorea, Rhabditida, Trichostrongylidae. The record is from the annotation of a GenBank genome assembly.
UCCUCCAGUGGUCACAACAAAUGCACCGCGCCAUUCGACGACGAAUCAGAAAGCCGACAAUUCUGCACACGGCCUGAGUUCAUCACAAAGAGCACUCCAAAAGGAGGGAAAAGCAAAAAACGCAAAAUCAAGAAAGAGGAAGUGGCAGUCGAGAAAAAGGGCAGGAAAGUGAUUUCGAAGAAGGCCAUCAAAGCAAAGACAGAAAAGAUCAAGCAAAAGAAGAAGGAAGUUGUCAGUUCAUCGUCGGGGAAUAAAAAAGGCAACGAGCGGCUUAGUUCUCGACCAGGAAUCAAGCUAAGCAGAGAAAAUCCGUUUUUCAUCUCACCGAAAUCUCCUGAAUAUGCGAGCUUUAUCACUAAUUCUCGACUCCUUAUCAGAGCAAUCAUCAGAGGUGACUCGAAGGAGCUCAAGAGGCUCAUGAACUCCGGCAGCAGGAAUAUUGACCUGAACGCGUGUCGAACAUGCUUCUCCCACGCGGACUCACGUACGGCUGAUUCGGUGGCGAUUUUGAGCAAAAAUGAUACUAUUCGACAAGAGUACUUCAGGCUGAAAUCUCAACUCAAUCCGGGAAAAGUCCCGAGGAAGGAACCCAACCUUCUGGAGAGGAAAAGCACCGGCCAGUCAAAUUUCUACAUGCUCGGCCGGGCCACUAGAGCCGUGGAAAUGACUCGAGGUCCGACUUACGAACCCGCCGCUGAUAGCAGUUUCGGCGGAGUGGAUGCUCUGAUCGAGAGCGGUAUUGGUUACAAGGAGAUCGUAAAGCUUUCAAAGGAGCCCAAUCUCGAUUCCAUAGGUAUAAAUGUGAACGGAAUGGAUGGCAAAGUGGUAGUAGCUGCUCGAAUGGGACUGCGAGAGUUGGCCAGUGCUCUCGCUGAAGGCCCAGCUCGCUGUAACAUGAACGAUCUUCAUAGAGAGACACUCAAAACCGGCGGCACUCUGCCCGACCGAAUUCUCGGGUUUCAGUGGCUGAAAAAGUCGUACAACAAUGCAAUUUCACUCGCUUCACACGACUGCCUCAAUCAAUGA